Guillardia theta CCMP2712 is the source of this 2361-nucleotide messenger RNA. RefSeq lists its product as hypothetical. Gene Ontology annotation, molecular function: poly(A) RNA polymerase activity; RNA binding. The record is from RefSeq and is a predicted model, not a curated record. NCBI's taxonomy places the organism in Eukaryota, Cryptophyceae, Pyrenomonadales, Geminigeraceae. The transcript is spliced from 10 exons. Gene Ontology annotation, cellular component: nucleus. The coding region runs from base 362 to 2203 and encodes 613 amino acids.
GGUUGAAGAAAUAGAGCGAGACAGGAGAACCAUGAAAGAUGGCCCAAGGGGACCUUGUUGAGAGAGCGAAUACUUUGAUCAUUGAAUUGUGUGAGCGAAAGAUUGGUGGUCUAUCACAGAGGAUAUCAUGAAACAAGCCUGUUGUUCCGGGGAGCAAAAGUGAUCUCUAAAGGUCCAAUCAGUUUUAAGAAGAAUUUCACUGCUUUGGAGUGGAGGGCCGAAAGCUUUGCUUACCCGCCGAAGAUGUUUCUACUAGUUCUGAUAUGAAUCAAGACUUCGCAGUAGACUUGGGUAUCUUUGAUUGAUCUUGAAACUUUGUUCGAUCUUGUCACCCGCGGUCAAACCAAGGAUUUUGACAGUUAUGUCCGAGGACGAGGCCGACGCGAUGAGAUGGAUCUAUAAAGGCCUGGGGGGGGAGAAGAAGAUCGAGUACAAAGUAAACAAGAAAGCACAGCCACUCUCGUUCGAUGGUCCCUCUGUAGCCGACAUGAAGCUGAAUGAUAAGCUGAUGGAGACUUUGAAACAACUUGGGGCGUAUGAAGACAAGGAAUGCAACCAGAGAAGAGAGCAGGCUCUGGAAAACAUCGAGAAGAUUAUGAAGACCUGGACUUGCGAGAUCUGCAAGACGAAGAACAUCUCGCUGGAUUUCGAUUGCUCAUGCAGGGUUGUACCAUUCGGCUCUUAUUGCCUGGGGGUACAUUCUCACGACUCCGACAUCGACCUGCUGUGUAUCAUACCAGAGGUCGUCAACCGAUCGGAGUUCUUCUCUCGAGUACCUGCAAAGCUAGCAGAGGUUGAAGGCAUCACAUGCAUCAAGUCAUUGGCAGAUGCCUUUGUUCCUGUGAUCAAGUUUCAGUAUUGCGGCUUCGACAUCGACUUGGGCAUGGUCCGCAUGCCUUGCGGGUCGAUUCCUCCCGAUUUGAACAUUGCUCUGGACCGUCAUCUUUUGAGGAUUGAGGACACGAAGGAUAUCACUUGCCUGAACGGGCCGCGAGUGACGUACGAGUUGUUGCAACGAGUUCCCAACAUCGAGAACUUCAAAGUCCUGCUGCGAGCGAUCAAGCUCUGGGCUCGUCGCAGGGAGAUCUACUCGAACAUUAUUGGGUUUCCAGGUGGGGUAGCAUGGGGGAUAAUGGCAGCACAGGUGGCGCAGCUCUACCCCAAGAUGUGUCCGUCGCUUCUGCUGGAGAAGUUCUUCUUCUUGUACAAGCACUGGAAGUUCGAAGACGCCAUCAUCGUCGCCCCUCCGGAGGAGUGUCAGGCUCCGGACGGCCAAGAACGGUAUAACCUGCAUUCUUGGGAUCCUACCAGACAUCAUUUUUCAAGACGUCCUCUCACCGUCAUCACCCCGACGUACCCCAUGGCCAACUCAACGUUCAACAUCACAGAUUCAGCGCUCAACGUGAUUAGGAAUGAAAUCUCCAGAGCAAACAGCUUGACACAAGGGCUGGCUCAAGGCGAAUCCUCGUACAAUGAUCUGUUUGAACCUGCGAUGUUCUUCAAACAGUAUGGGACCUUUGUGCAGAUCGAAGUACUUGGCUCAGAGAAGCAUAUUGAAGCUUUCUCUGGAUAUGUCGAGUCUCAGAUACGGAAGCUGGUAGAGAAGCUGACGACUAGUCAAUUAGGGCUGUAUAUCGUUCAUCCUUGCACGCGGCACUUCGGGCCCAUACCAGCGGAGCAUCUGGGAGGAGGGGACCCCGAGGACGGCCCUUGGCAGAACAUUUUCUUCUACCUAGGGCUGAAGUUCGACGACAAUCUCGUCAGGCACAUGAAAGCGUCAGGACAGAGCGUCGACUUUACCCAGCCCGUAUGUUCAUCCAUUUCUCUUCGCUCGGCGAUGUUCCCACGGGGCGAUUCACCUUCUCCUCCCUCUCUUCUACCUCCCUCCUCCUGCUACUCCCUUUCCUUCUUUCCGUGUGUAGCGCUCGUGUAUCAACUGCCAAUUUCUUGUCAGGUGAAGGAGUUCCUAUUGGGGAUACACAUAACAGAUCCAACUCAAACCAGCAUCUCGAUCAAGGUGGUGAAGCGGAGGGCCUUGCCGGAAUGGGUGAAGAAGGAGUAUUACUCCCAGUCGAAGUUCGAAGGGAUGCGGCUGGAAGACGAGCAUGGUGAGCUGGAAUCUGCGAAGAAGAGGGCCUUGGGGGAGGCCUCAGCGGAUGCCACGAGCAACGGGAGAGUGAAGAAGGUAAAGAAAGACUCGUAAGGGCAGGUAAAGUCGCAUGCCCCGUCUGCUUGUCUGAGGGUGAGUUACUCGUAUUGGUGUGACGUGACUAGAGCUGAGGCUCUAGAGACGCCGUGGCUUCUCGCCCACAGCUGAGAAGCGUCUGCUUGUCUAGAGCUCAGUAAAAUUGAAUGUUCUGU